UUGUUUACUUUGUGUUGAGCUUUUAAGUUCCUAAGAAGAAAUGUCAAUGUCAAAAAUGCAGUGCGAAUGCAUCAAGUUUGGUUUGUUGAAUUAAAAUAAAAACAAAAGAAGUAUUAAUGAAAAGAAGAUUAAUGGUGAAAAUAACUUAAAACCUUUUACUUUUGUAACAACACAGUGCUAUAUGAAAAGAGUUGUCACUAAUAAACUUUUAUAAAAGUUACUUUACUUCUUGUUUAUGUUAUUGUUUACUUAUUACGAUGGAAAGGCGUAAGGCAAGCCCUGAGCAGUUGAAUAUGCUCCUGCACUUCUUAGAGGAAGAUAAAGAGUUGGCAAUAGGUAAAUUCACAGGCUUGGAAGGUAGAGUUAGACAAACAAAUGCUUGGAUCAAAAUUACCGAAAAACUCAAUGCCAACUCGGGCUUCGGAUCUGGUGCUAUAAAGACUCCUGAUAAAUGGCAACAGACAUGGCGUGAUUGGAAAUCUAAUGUUAAGAAGAAAGCUUUUAAGAUCCGCAAAAAUCGCUUUACUCCUGGAUGCAAUACAAGUACUCAGUUGACAGAUUCUGAAGAGAAGAUUCUUAAGCUGAUUUGUACAAAUACUUCUGUGUUUGGACUUCCGGGAGUGGCUGAAACUUCAGCAGUCUCUUCAAAUCAUAUGGUUCCAUCUCAGAGUAAUGUAUCAAAUGAGAUAUGCAGUUCUGAUCCGUCAACCAGCAGUAUGAAAUGGCCAUCAGAUCCACAACAUUUUAUACAAGCGGACAUGGACAUGAGCUUAGAGGAUGGAGUAGGGGGUGAUAUGGACCAAGCCAUGGGGUCUAAUGAGGUGUCAUCUGCCCCAGUUACUGGAAAGCCUUUGUGGAAAAGGGGGAGACCAGUCAGACUGGUACAUGACAGACUUUUGAACUUAGAAGAAGAGAGGAUUAGAAUAGAAAAACAAAAGCUUUUAGAAAAGAAGAGAUGCAAUAAUAUAAGACUGAAAAUGGAGAAGGAUAGACUUGAGAUUGAGCGGCAAAGGAAUAUGCUAUUAGAAAAACUACUGGUUGCUGUAGAAGCUGUAGCACAUAGAUGACUUCCACUAUUUUAAUGAUACAAGUAUUAUUCGUUUUAUAUUGUGUUGUACACCAUUUAAUUAGAUUAAAAUUGUGAUAAUAAUUAAAUUAUACAUUAUACAGAG
Molecule: messenger RNA, 1172 nt
Organism: Leguminivora glycinivorella
Lineage: Eukaryota; Metazoa; Arthropoda; Insecta; Lepidoptera; Tortricidae
Product: myb/SANT-like DNA-binding domain-containing protein 4
Exons: 6
Coding region: 258-1067 (269 amino acids)
Source: RefSeq, a predicted model, not a curated record